Nothoprocta perdicaria is the source of this 822-nucleotide messenger RNA. It is a transcript of the gene CCK, whose product is annotated as cholecystokinin. The coding region runs from base 1 to 327 and encodes 108 amino acids. The transcript has 3 exons. Gene Ontology annotation, molecular function: neuropeptide hormone activity. NCBI's taxonomy places the organism in Eukaryota, Metazoa, Chordata, Aves, Tinamiformes, Tinamidae. Gene Ontology annotation, cellular component: extracellular region; axon. The record is from RefSeq and is a predicted model, not a curated record. Gene Ontology annotation, biological process: digestion.
AUGUACGGCGGUCUGUGCGUGUGCGUGCUCCUCGCGGCGCUCUCGGCGAGCUCCGUGGGACAGCAGCAGCCCGUGCGCGCGCCGGCCGCGGGCGGCCCGCCGAAACCCGGCCCGCGCCUCGACGGAGGCCUCGACCCAAGGGCCAACCUCGGCGCCCUGCUGGCCAAGUACCUGCAGCAAGGCAGAAAAGGUCCCAGUGGAAGGAUCUCAGUUAUGGGAAACAGGGUACAGAGCUUUGAUCCUACGCACAGGAUAAAUGACAGAGACUACAUGGGCUGGAUGGAUUUUGGACGGCGCAGUGCUGAAGAAUACGAGUACUCCUCCUGAAGAACCACAAACUAUAGCAACAGGAAAGGGAAAAAAAAUCACACUCCCAUGUCUGUACAGCAGGAGAAAAAUUAAUUUGUUGUUCUCUUCAAAUCAGUGUUUUAAAAUAUAUUAUGUACUUGACGUAAAUUUGUCUGUAAGACUAUACAAUGCAAUAUAUACAUAUGCAGAAUUUUCCAGGAAAUGUUUUCUUUCUUUCUGUGGUUUCUCAUACACUGAUAUUCUAUUAAAAUUAUUUCACAUAUCCCUUCUUGUCCUGUCACCACACAUUGCUGGGUGCCUAACAACACAGGGUGGCAGGAAAAUGCCCUCAUUCUGCAAUGCAAAUACAUUUGAUUUGUUAAAUUGUCAGAUGAAUGAGCCCCUUUAUAGAGAAAUCCUGUAAUAGUCACAAUAAUUAUGAACUCUAAGGAAAACUCAUCCAAAUAUAAAUACAGUAGCACAAUAUUGCCAGAAAAGGCCACCUGCCUUCACGGCAACCCCAUUUGGCAAGGA